AUGGUGACGCUGUCCGUGCCUAAAGCCAGUCUCUCGAGACGUGGCUCCUCUGUGAAGUCGUCGACGCAGGACUCAGUAACUCAGGGCGAACCCUCUUUCAAGUCCUUCAUACAAGGGCUCAAGACGCUCAGCGCCGAACGCCAGGAAGAGCAGCAGAAGAGGUCACGUAGCAACAAGUCUUGGAUAUCGGACUCUUACCUCGAACACCGCUUUUCACGGAUCGUGGUCACAGUAGCUGGCAUACCUGUCAGAACGAAGCAUGUACUUCUGACGGCCAUUCUAAUGCUGACAGUGACAGGCAUCAUAGCCGCCAUCAUUCGACUCACACGGGAUGAAAAGUCGGCCCCGAAGACACCUUACUGCAAGACCAGAGGCUGUCUCGUCCACGCUUGGCGUCUUACCGAUAAGCUGAACACUAGCCUCGAUCCCUGCCAUGACUUCAGCGCUUACGUCUGUUCCGCUUGGUCACCACCAGAUGGCUACCUCGAGCAUUCUAACUCAGCCAUGGAUGACGUGCGCAAGUCUUGGUUCCCCGUGUUCGAGCAGAUCCUCAAAGAAGGCUCCAAGACUCUUCGAGUCGGCCACAAGGCCCUCAUCAUGUAUGCUACGUGCAUGGGCGACAGCCAACAUUACGGCUCGAACAUUGACAUUUUCUCAAAGUUCCUCAGUGAAUGUCGACUGUCCUGGCCAGACCAGCCACAGACUUACAACACCAGCGCUCUCGAGGUACUGAUGACGCUCGCGCUGAAGUGGCAGGUUCCACUGUUCUUUCAAGUAAGGGUACAGCACUCGGCGGCCAAAACAAAUUGGCGUUUAUUGUUAGAACCAGGCUCACUUAUACCACUGAUGUAUCAGCACCAUGUCACGAUAAAGAGUACUGGUGCGUAUGCCAAGUACUGGGCUUCGUUCUUCUACAUCCUGAGAGAAAAUUACGACGGGAAUGCGAUAAACCACACGCUCGUAGACGCAGUUGUCGCGUUAGAGGGCGACGUCUUCAGAAGACUGCUAGUGGCCAUGCAUCCACCUGUAGUACGCCCGGUAUUGGUUCCGAUCGCAAAGAUUGGACUAUACACACGGCCGCUAGAGUCAGAAGAGUGGCUGCACGCAUUACGGCAGAUACAGCUCGAGCCAGAAGUCAGUUACAAUGACACGCUUCUUAUAGGUGACGAAAACUUCUUCCAGGCGAUGGCUGUCUUGAUUUCCUCGUACAAGGAGACGCAGCUACUAUCCUUGAUUGCCUGGUCUUGCGUGCAACUACUGGCACCGGCAGUAGAUUUGCGAUUACUGAGGACCCGGUAUGACCAAGGCGUCAUACUCUAUCGUCCAUACUUCUGUGAACGAUUCGUCGAGACCAGUUACCGUCUCCUGGUGAUUUCACUGGCCACUGUGUCACGCUUCUCGAGACACGAGCGCGCUGCCGUCUCUGCGAAGUUCGACCAUCUGGUUACGGUCGCCACUGGUUUGGUCAACGCCACGAACUGGCUGGACACCGCAAGUCGGCAACUGGCCGCCGAAAAGCUGUCUUUGACGCGCCUCCAGCUGUGGCCUCCGAAUAUUUUCUUGCGGAACGAGGAACUAGAGAGCGUGUACGCGGACUUCCCCAGCGGGGAGCUGCCAUUCGCUGAAUACUGGGUCCAGUCGAGUCGCCGUGCCGCCGAGACCUAUCGUGCCCGCACCGACAUCGACAUACUGAGCUACGCGGUCAACUAUGCGCUGCCGUACCUGCAAUACGAUGCGGCAAGCAGCUCUGUGAAGAUGGCCGUGGGCGCUGUUUCUCCGCCCCUUUAUUACUUCGACGGAAACAAGGCCAUGUUCUACGGCGGACUUGGCUUUUCUAUGGCUGUGGAGCUGGUCGCAUCAUUGGAUCGACAGGGACUGCAUUGGCACCCCGACGGCACAUUCGGAGAGUCCUUCUUGUCCAACGCCGCUAAACGGGCCUUCGAAGACCGAGACGGCUGUCUGGAGGCUGCGGAGAAGUACCCGGUCAACCGGCCGCAAAGCUACCCGACCCGGAAUGGCUCCAGGACAAGCGUGUUUCCCGAGAUUCCCGCGCUCGAGGUCGCCUACGCUGCGUACAGACAGUCCAUCAGCGUUGACGACGACGGGAGACCACAGGCAAUGCAGCGGAAUUUAUCGGGCGAUCAGGUGUUCUUCAUGACCCUGUGCUACAUGACGUGCAGCCUACCCGGAGCCGUGGGUCCCCACACGGUCGACUGCAACAAGGCUGUCAGCAACUCGGAGGCAUUCGCGCGGGCUUUCCAGUGUCCCCACGGAUCAAGGAUGAACCCCAAGAAGAAGUGCAUGUUCUUCAAUUGA
This is a messenger RNA of Rhipicephalus microplus (southern cattle tick), 2316 nucleotides long. RefSeq names its product endothelin-converting enzyme 1. Gene Ontology annotation, cellular component: plasma membrane. Gene Ontology annotation, molecular function: metalloendopeptidase activity. Lineage: Eukaryota; Metazoa; Arthropoda; Arachnida; Ixodida; Ixodidae. Gene Ontology annotation, biological process: protein processing. The record is from RefSeq and is a predicted model, not a curated record.